UUAUAUUUACGUGCUCGUACCCAAAAAAACUCUGUUAUGUAUAUUCAGUGGUUAUCAGCCAAUUACUGCGUGUUUACGUUAAAAAGGGAGUAUUUUUGACGAAUGAUAUUAACACAAUGCUCUCUACAUGUGCUUUAGUGGCCAAGUAGUAGUCGCGAAUGGCAAAUAUCUCUAGCCCCACCGAUUGCCCCCAACAACAACAACAAACACCCUCAAGACAAACGAAGCGAUUUAACGCUGUCAAGCGCAACCAUUGCGGGAACGGAAACUCUGAGGAAUGAGAAUUCAACAAAAGGUUGCAGCGCGGGCCACAUUGCGUGGCCAUGCCCUUGGGGGGUGACUGCAUUGCGAGCCAAGAUAAGCGUGCGGUCAGAAGCCCGUUACACCACGUGCCUGCACCGCUCCAACUUAUCAGCAUCUUACAUACGCUUCACGCUCACACACGGAGCCUCGCUCAGAGCCUCACCACUCACGGAAUCUCGCUCAUAGUCUCCCACUCACUCACGCAGCCUCGCUCAGUCUACGACUCACACACGGAGUCUUGGUCAAGAGACUCCCACUUACUCACGCAGCCUUGCUCAGUCUAUCACUCACUCACGCAGACUCGCUCAGUCUCCCACUCACUCACGGAGUCUUGCUCAGUCUCCCCUACUCACACACGGAAUCUCGCUCAUAGUCUCCCACUCACUCACGCAGUCUCGCACAGUCUACCACUCACACACGCAGUCUCGCUCAGAACCUCCCGCCUACGGAGUCUCGCUCAGUCUCCCACCCACUCACGGAGUCUCGCUCAGAGUCUUUCACUCACUCACGCAGUCUCGCUCAGUCUCGCACCCACUCACGGAGCCUCGCUCAGUCUAUCACUCACUCACGCAGUCUCGCUCAGUCUACCACUCACACACGGAGUCUCGCUCAGUCUACCACUCACUCACGCAGUCUCGCUCAUAGUCCCCCAAUCACCAAGUCUCGCUCAGUCUACCACUCACACACGGAGUCUCGCUCAGUCUUCCACUCACUCACGCAGUCUCGCUCAGUCUACCACUCACACACGGAGUCUCGCUCAGUCUACCACUCACUCACGCAGUCUCGCUCAUAGUCCCCCAAUCACCAAGUCUCGCUCAGUCUACCACUCACACACGGAGUCUCGCUCAGUCUUCCACUCACUCACGCAGUCUCGCUCAGUCUACCACUCACACACGGAGUCUCGCUCAGUCUACCACUCACUCACGCAGUCUCGCUCAUAGUCCCCCAAUCACCAAGUCUCGCUCAGUCUACCACUCACACGGAGUCUCGCUCAGUCUUCCACUCACUCACGCAGUCUCGCUCAGUCUCCCACUCACUCACGCAGUCUCGCUCAUAGUCCCCCAAUCACCAAGCCUCGCUCAUAGUCUCCCACUCACUCACGCAUCCAACACACACACACACGCGCCCGUCCGUCUCAACGAGUCGUCGUCACACGUGGAACAGCCAACGCUGUUAUAAUAUUCCAGCGAUUCACUAAGGCUCGCAUCAGGAGGCGAUGGGACGCGACUGCCCGUGGCUCGAGUGUGCGCUGCUGCUCUCUGUCCUCUUCCGCGGCUGCCUCGCCCAGACGAAAGCGCCGCCGUUGCCCCCCGAGUGGAAGGCAUUCUGCGAUCCUGGGUCGACUCACAAGUGCACGUGCGAUUACAAGAGCAGGAAAGUGGACUGCCAAGGAAAGUCCUUGAGCUCCGUGCCAUCUGGGAUUCCCGCGGACACCGCGCUCGGUGGUGGGGGUUGGAGUCUGCGCUCGAGGGAAUGGAUGAAGCGAAAUGCGCUCAGAGGCGCGCGUGAGCUUGACGUGAGCAAUCUGCGGGCGGUCGUGUAUGCGUACGGUGCGUAUAUAAUGGUACGCGCACACAGAGGGCACGUAUCGCGUGCACAUGGCACGUAAAUAUAUCCACAAUCACCCCGACGCCGUAACAUGCGAACAAGGCAGCAAAGCUGUGAGAGAAAUAAAAAAAGAGGGCAGCCUUAUGGCGUGUCCCACUUUCGCGCCCUACGUGCCGGAGGAGGAAAUGCCAAAUCCGAAGAGCAGCGUGACCCCGAGCACAUCGCCCAUGGAGAAGGGAAUUGAGGCACGGACCAUCGUCUUUGAGUUCUGUCACGACCUGUCGCGCUACGGUCCGCUCGGAGUGUGCGCCGCUCACGUGCUCAUCACGUGCGUGCUGCUCUACAUCAUCUACCACUCCAAGGGGCUGCAGAGUGCCUUUGACUAGCAGAGGUCGCAACGCUGCGCGUGAUAAGUCACGUUCCACGCGAUUUGCUCAGAGAGCUUCGAAUUUCAAAUUAGUCACGGUGGAGGAGUGCAUUUGUCAGUGUGUGUGUCUAAAUCGGCCAGUCAUCUGUCAUUCAACCCAUGGUACCUGGGUUUGCCCCGCGAUCUCCUCCUGCAAGCGAAUGUCCUACACUUCACGUGGCCUUAAAGUGCACACAGCCUGGCAAAAGCGCCGUCGUGACGUCACCGCCUCUUAGUGGCGAAUGGCGGUUGUUAUUGUUGUAGUUGUGUCUACAUGAAAGUUAUACCAAUCGUCCUGGUUUGACCGGAGCAGUCUCGGUUUUUCAGAACGGCCGUCCGUGUGUGCCGUGUGACGUGCAGAGGGCUGAUUCAAGUCAAGAUCAAUAAGCGAUGUCUCCAUAUAUCCGUAUCUCUACGUAAAAUAAAUACAUUUCUAACGCAACCCAUCAGCCGCACAGUCUUCUGGGAGUGCAUCGUUUCAACAGCAGUGAUUCAAGAUAAGUGGAGCUCUGGACCGGUUUCGACGUGGUUUCUUUUUUCGAAUCAAGAUAAGAUAUGUUUAGAUUUAAAGCUUUCGUGACUGCAGUAAUUAAUAUUCUUAGCUAUUUCGGUAAAGUAAAGUUGA
Petromyzon marinus (sea lamprey) is the source of this 2882-nucleotide messenger RNA. The record is from RefSeq and is a predicted model, not a curated record. NCBI's taxonomy places the organism in Eukaryota, Metazoa, Chordata, Hyperoartia, Petromyzontiformes, Petromyzontidae.